Messenger RNA from Oryzias melastigma (Indian medaka), 8402 nucleotides. RefSeq names its product nuclear factor of activated T cells 5a (gene nfat5a). Gene Ontology annotation, molecular function: transcription factor binding; DNA-binding transcription factor activity, RNA polymerase II-specific; RNA polymerase II cis-regulatory region sequence-specific DNA binding. The coding region runs from base 392 to 4654 and encodes 1420 amino acids. Gene Ontology annotation, biological process: calcineurin-NFAT signaling cascade; regulation of transcription by RNA polymerase II; cytokine production. The transcript is spliced from 12 exons. The record is from RefSeq and is a predicted model, not a curated record. NCBI's taxonomy places the organism in Eukaryota, Metazoa, Chordata, Actinopteri, Beloniformes, Adrianichthyidae. Gene Ontology annotation, cellular component: transcription regulator complex.
UGUUCAAAUUGAAGCAUUGACUUUUGGAUAUUUACUACCUAUACGUCACGUGCACUUUUAAACACUAGAUGGCAGUAAACUCUCGUGAGGUAAGUUAUCAUCCACCUAAUAAAGCGUAGAAGAAGAGCGGCAGUAAACGGUGUUAGUGUGUGUGUCUAAUCGCGGCACCGAACGUGUCUGCUCACUAAAGACACAACCCGUUGACGUGCUGGAUAACGGUUUAUGUUUCUGGUAUUUUUUCGGCUUCUUUUUGUUGCAGGGAGCGUAUGUUUAUGUUAUACUAUGCAUAUUAAAGCAUUUUUCUUGUAAAACGCAGUAUUCAUUGGCUAAGAACAGCCGAGCUCGUUUCUGGUGGAGUGUCCGCUCCUCCUCCCCUCGAUGAAGAUCUGCGAUGCCCUCUGAUUUUAUAUCCCUCCUUAGCACGGAUAUCGACCUCAAUUCCCCCAAAUCCCUAUAUUCUAAAGAGUCGGUAUAUGACCUCCUCCCCAAAGAGCUCCAGCUCCAGCCGUCGUCCAUCCAGCCCGACCCACCCACCAUGAGCCAGAAGAGCGGGGGAGAGGCGGGACCUCCCCCCUCCGCAGCCUUGGCCUCAGAUGCCACCUCUUCCACCUCCAGCCCUUCUGCUUCUUCUUCCCUGGCCAUGGGAGUUCUGUCCAGUGGUACCUCUACCUCAUCUUCAGACCAUGUCACAGUCGCCAAGCAUCUCCACUCUGCAGCUGGAGAUGGAGCUGAAGCUGCAGAGAAGCAAAGCCUGGAGGCUGCCAGAUCUGCCCCCAGCAGAGGCAACAAUGGAGCAAACGCUGCAGCGGGAGAUAUAGGGUCAGGAGUCUUGUCAGGGUUAGGUGUCCAGCAGCUUCAGAACACCCCGUCCAAAAGAAGACCUGUGUUGAGCAUAUCACCACCACCCGAGGAUCUGUUUGACGACAGUCAGAUGUCUUGCCAAGAAGAACCUGCCUCAUCAGGUGGACCAGGUCCUGACUCGGAGCACAGCAACAGUAUUUGGGCUGAUGAUUCCGUCUCCAACUUCAGCUUGAUCAGCUCCGUCUCCUACAACGACAACACGGAGGUGCCACGCAAAUCCAGAAAGCGCACUCCUCGCCAGCGACCGGGUCCCAAGCCUGCUCCUCCAGAGGACAGCAUGGAUGUGUUUGAUGCCGACAGCGCCAAGGGUCCUCACUUUGUCCUAUCUCAACUGGGCACAGACAAGACCAGUUCGAUGACCAGUUCGCUGGAGUCGGGAACCACUGUGAAAGGCGGGUCACUGUGUGCUCAGUACCCCCAGAGAAGUGAUGGAAAGGAGCUGAAGAUCCUGGUGCAGCCGGAAACGCAGCACAGAGCUCGAUACCUGACUGAGGGCAGCAGAGGUUCUGUUAAAGACCGCACACAGCAAGGAUUUCCCACUGUCAAGUUGGAAGGUGUCAGCGAACCAGUCAUGCUUCAGGUGUUUGUAGCAAACGAUGCAGGAAGAGUGAAGCCUCACGGUUUCUACCAGGCCUGCAGAGUGACGGGACGCAACACCACUGCCUGCAAAGAGGUGGACAUAGAAGGGACCACAGUAAUCGAAAUCCCUCUGGAACCCAGCAGUGACAUGACACUCGCUGUGGACUGUGUAGGAAUUUUGAAGCUCCGUAAUGCGGAUGUUGAAGCUCGCAUCGGUGUGGCAGGAUCCAAGAAGAAAAGCACACGAGCAAGACUGGCCUUCAGAGUUAAUAUCCCCCAACCAGAUGGAUCUGUACUUACCUUACAGGUCCCCUCGUCCCCCAUCCUCUGCACUCAACCGGCAGGAGUGCCAGAGAUCCUGAAAAAGAGUCUUCACAGCUGCUCAGUCAGAGGAGGAGAGGAGGUUUUUAUUAUCGGAAAGAACUUCCUUAAAGGAACCAAAGUGAUUUUUCAAGAGAACAUUGCAGAUGAUAAUUCUUGGCAGGCUGAAGCAAAUAUUGACAUGGACCUCUUCCAUCAGAAUCAUCUGAUAGUAACAGUCCCUCCAUACCACAACCAGUCCAUCUCUUCUCCUGUGUCUGUGGGUAUAUUUGUGAUGACUAAUGCUGGUAAAUCCCAUGAGGCCCAGCCGUUCACCUACACUCCUGACCAAGCUGACAACUUAAACGUCCAGACAAUAAAAACAGAGGGCACCUCCAUGGCCAGCACAUGUAUAUUUGAAGGCCAGAUUAAAUCUAUAUCCGCAGAGCAAACGGACUGCUCUGGUCAGCCUUCAAAACGCCAAGAGGACACACCUAUGGAGGUGUCCAGCAAUCCACAAGCUACAGACGUCUUUAAACAGUCUCCUGACCCCCUCAUCUCAGUGCAGCAAACUCUGGAGCUUAACUCUAGUCCUCAUUCUAGUGCAGAGUCUUUUCAGAGCUCCAUACCCCUACAACCAGAAGAUGUGGAACUUCCACCAGCACCCCCAGUCUUUCCUAGUCUAGAGUCUCUCAGUACUAUACAGAAGCAAGACAUUUCUUCCACAACCUCAUUCCCAGUGUCAGGAGAUACCACAAUCCCCCCUGUAACACCGGAAGUUCCUCAACAGUUCCUCAGAGACCCUCAGGAGAGCUUGUCUCCUGAGAGUUCUGAUAACAGUGGAAGGAUUGUGGUGGUUGCCAUGCCCCAAAUGGCAGCUCCUGCUCAGCCACAGCCACAACAGUCCCAGGUUACCCUGUUCCCUCAAGAAGGAGUUGCACAACUUGAGCGGGCAGUGAGAGAGCUGCAGGCUGGAGGUAACAGCACAUUCCAGGAGGUGCUGGAGGCAGCUGUCGCCCAGCAGCAGCUGAAUUCUGUGCUCUAUAGCCCAACACCUUCUGCAGAGUCCCUUCAGCAGCAUGUUCAGGAGAACAUGAACAGCCUGAGAUUGGGAACCACUGAUAAUUCACUAUCAGCACAGCAGCAGCUACAAAUACAACAGCAGCAGCAGCAACAACAACAACAAAUGCAGCAGCAGUUUGAACAGCAGCAGCUGCAGCAACAACAACAAAUUCUAGAAAACCUUCAACAACAGCAGCAGCAAGUUCUAAAUAACAUUCAAAUUCAGCAGCAGCUCAUUUUACAGCCCCAAGAACAGCAACAAAUGAUGGAGAAUAUUCAGCAGCAGCAAACUCAGCAACAAGUGCUUAACAUCCAGCUGCAGGAUCAGCAACAACAAAACCAAAUUCUCUCCACUUUACAACAACAGCAAAAUCAAGCUUUGAGCAACUUGCAGCAGCAACAAUUACAAGAACAGGUUCUGGAGAACUUGCAGCAGCGUCUCCAGGCUGAGUUGCUCCAGCCUCAGAUACACUCCUCUGCUCAAGCACAGCAGCCGGUCACCUUGCUGCAGCAGGCUGGAGAGCUUCUUACCAUCCAGACAAGCUUCCCAACACAGCCACCAACCCACACAUCUCCACCACAGCAACUCUUUCAAUCCCCGAGGCCCUUGUCUGAGACCCAGGGUCAUGCUGCUUUGCUACAAAACACACUGACAGUUCUAACGAGUGGAAGUCUCAACUCAGAGCAGCAAUCCACAGGGUCAACCCUGUACCUAUCCCCAAACCCUCAGCCCCAACAGCAGCAACAGCAGCAGUUGGCAUUCAUCUCCUCCAUGGAAACCUCAAGCAGUGCCCCUCAGUCUGUUUCAAUGUUUCAGAACCAACCCCAAACCCAACUAUCCCAGUUGCAACAGCAGAGCACUCCUAUGGAACAGCAGCAGUCGUCACAGCAAAACCAACAACCCCCACAGCAGCUUUCAUUGGGCCAGCAAGGCUCUCUGUUCCAGACUAUCCCAAACCAGACAAACCCAGUCCCCCAGAGCCAAAUCACACAGCCCCAACAAGCAGGCCUGCUUCUGUGUGCCACAGACCUGAACCCACAAGCUAUCCUCUUCAGCACCCAGACUCAAGGUUCUCCCACUCUGGGAAGCAUCAGUGUUGGACUUCCCCAGGCAGACACGGCCGAGCCCAUGUCCUUUCAAGAUCAGAGCUCUGGAAACAAUGCAGCAUCUACUGAAAGCCAGCAGCAGAGCUUAUUUCAAGAACAGCAGCCAAUGCAAGUGACCCCAAGCUCCGGUCAAGUCCCAGGCAGUCAACCUGUGAAGCUGUUCAUACCCCAGACAUCUCUUUCCAACCUGCAGAGCACAAUUGGCCCACAGGAGCUAACCAACCAGGCUCCAGCUUCUGCAGCAACCAUUUUUAUGGUGCAGGGGGGUGUUGGAAUGGUCGCCAGCCCUGUUCAGCAAUCUACCGAACAGCUUUUCCAGGCCACAGUUGGUGGCAGUGUGGCUCCACAAGGACAAACCAAUCUGUUUGUUUUCGGCAUCCAAAACGACUCUUCACAGCUACUCAGUUCUUCUGGAAGCAGUCUGCCAGUCCAGAACCAGGGUCAGAACUCCAGUCACAUGCCACCGUUGUUGGACCAGCCCAUGGGCCAGGCUCCCUCCACCAUGCACAGUGACCUGCAGAACACCCUGCAUGCACAAAUGCAGAGCAGCCUAGAAAACGCAAUGCAGUCUAACGCACAGUCUGGCCUACAGGUAUCUAUAGAAACAAACCUGCCGACUCCAAUGCAGACGGGUCUGCAGACGCAGAUGGAGAGCAGCUUGCAGAAUCAAAUGCAAGCUUCGAUAUCCACAACAUCUAGCAUGGAUAAAAUUGAAGACAUACUGGAAAGCUUGCAGAAGCAGUGAGAAUUGGUUAGACUAUCGGGGAACUGAGCAGAGUGAAUGAAAUGUAGCUAGAGGUGAUACUUUUUAAAAUAAAAUAAAAAAAAAACAAUAAAGGCAAUGCGUUUCUGUAGAGUAAAGUUGGAGGAGUGAUUGGUUGCGUUAGCAAAAAAAAAAAAUCAAGAAAAUCUUUAAGAAUAUUUAGGAACUCCCUUUUAAUAGAAGCCCCAAUCCCAAGUUGGCUUUUUAUAAUAUACUUACCACUACUUAUUUAUGGCUUUCAUCCAUUCCUCCCUAAUCAAUUCAUCCAAAUUUGUUAUUACCCCCUCUUGCAGGAUCAAAGAGGCCUGUAAUAACAGUUUUAUUUAGUAGUCCCAAAAAUCCGGUGUCUGAUCAUUGAUGUUUUUGUAACGUGAGCCUAAGAGAUAACUGCAAUCAGACACCUACCAUGUUAGGAAUCCUGAAUGAAUGUCAGCGGCAGAGGAGUCGGGAGGAGCAGUCGGAGACGGUGAGGCAGAUCUUUGUGGAUGAUUGCCUGGUUGCACAGUAGUGUUAAAAACAUGGGCUGAAUCUCAUUUUGUGCGUCUGUAAACUGUAAUAUUUUGAAUCGGGUGGUUAAAUGUUGCAUUACUUAUUUUUUUUACAUUGUAGUACACAUUUUAUUUAAGCUUUUUUUUGGGAGGGGUGAUAUACCUCCUUUGUUUUAUUUGGCUCAUGACAUUGUCUACAACUUCUGUAAAAUCUACUCUAAGAGUACAGAUCUCUAAAAUAUAGAAUUCUAUUAAAAAUGUGGGGAUUUGUUUUGUGGAUUAUGUCCAGAUAUAGCUAAAUUCUGCUUUUAAAGUCUCCUACAAAACGACAAAAAAGAAAAUAAAUCCCUGCAAGACUGUCCUAAAUGCAAAACGGGGGUAUUUUACACACUCACAAAUGAGGUUCAACCUGGUAAAUAAUGUGACAUGGCUGGUAAGUGUUAGCCUCCUAACAUUUUCAUGCUUGAUGCCUCAUCACUGGGCGAGCAGAAGCUUUCUUUUUAAAGAUUAAAUUAGCAUUUAGUUGUUGUAAUGUCUGCAUCUUUUGUCAUUUUAAGACGUUGGUCACAUUUACCAACUGAAGUGGAUAGAAGUAAGCCUUCCACUGGUUAUAAAAAAAAAUUGGUGUGUUGUGUGGUUUUUUUUAUAAGCAUUUUAUCUAAAGCACUUUAUAUUCUCUUUUAUGUAACCCACUACUCCUUAUAUCCGUCCACAGCUCUGUAAUAAACUGAAUUUGUACUUUGAGGCGUCCAGUUAAAAAUGCAGAGAAAAAAAAACGCAGAAUCGUUUGUCUUUGUUCUGGUAAAAGCAUCUUAACCAAGCAGUUUGACAUCAUUUCACGUCAGAGUAGUCGGUAUAAAAACAGCUCUCUCCUUACGUUAAGCCCCAGUGGUCCAGUGACGUCUGUCCAGAAAACAACCAUUCCCACUAAAACAUUGUCGUCUCUCAGUGUUUGUGUGGUAAAUACACCUUUAACGUCUAUUCCAUACAUUGUAAUGAAGGAUUUUUUUUGGCUUAUUUCAUUUUUGUACCAGUUCCUGUUCAGCCCAUCACUGGGACUGCUUUGUAUCACGUUGAGUUUAUGUCUCAAGUGUUGGCAGCGCGUUGGGGUUGGUGCCAGAUGAAGUCGGCAUCCAGCACUCGUCCUUUCUCUGUUGUGAAACACGGACUCAUCACCAGUAUAUGAAAACUGUUACAAAGAGGCCGCCCAUUCUGGUUCUAUCUUAUGGUGCUACGUGCGGGAGGGAAGGACACUCCAGCCGCCACGCUGGAGCAAGAUUUAAUCUUCAAACAGCACCGGCAUUGCUUGUUGACAGGAAGUUACAGUCAGCUGAGUUUUCACCCGCCAUGGGGUCAAACUGGAGUCCUGAGCGUCGCCGCUUCGUCUCAUUUUUAUCUUUGCAAAUGCCCUCAUGAUGUUUACUCGUUUGUACCAAAUUAUGCAGCUCUGACAGAAACAAAAAUUCAGUAUUUUUGAUCGACAACAUUUACAAAAGACGUGUUCAGGUACGUUGGUCUCGUAGAUCCGUUAACCCCAACAUUUCCACCCAUUUGAUACUAUAUUUUUUAUGCUUUACUUUCCAUAUCCAACAACAGCCACUAUGGCAUUAUCAAAAAAUUAGAUUUGACUUUGGGUUUUUUUGAGAUAGAAAUUGUUCAUAAAUGCAUGUUUACAUUUUCAUAGUCUUUUUUUUGUCCUGCAGCUGUCAGUGAUCCAUUUUAAAGUAACUUAUCUUUUUUAGAAUUUUGUAUCCAUGUAUCAAAGUGUAGAGUAUUUUUGUAAAGCAAAGCUUUUUGGUUUAUUCUCAGCACAGAAGAUAUCAUUGGUGUGUUGUGUUUUUUUUUUUUUUUUUAUUGUCUCCCAAAGUGAAAUACAAAUUUAUUGUUCAAAUAUUACUAAAAUUGGAAACUUUUCACUUUAAAUUUACCCCAACAACAAAAGAGCAAGUUAGGCUUUGUAAUCCUGUAUCUUUUAUUAAUUCAUGUGUCGUGCAUCUGAAAAGAAGCUUUGACUCAACUGUUGAUCAGGUCAGCCGUGAAGUUUCCAAGCAUUCCCUUCCAAUACUUUUGGAGAUUAUGAGCACAUGUUUUAGUUGCGAAAGUGCUGAACAGCUUUGCCUCUUGAGAAGCCAUACCAACACAGAAUGCCAACGUGUGACUUCACUUUCAUGAAUGUAACGUUACCUCACGGUGUGGACAUGGAGGUUGAUCUAAAUCUGGCAUCGGACCAAUCCGUUUUCGAGGUCAUAAGCAGUGGAACCAGCUUGUGUACAUGUUUCAACCUUUAUUUUUUAUUCUUUUGUCUGCAAAGACUGCAUCUUUUAUUUUGAAGAGCCACUUCAACCUGGGGGGAAAACAAGCCUUGUUAAAUAUGAGUUUACUGGUGGCAAAGAGAGCACACAAAUCUUUGCAGAGUAUCUUUCUGUUCCCUUCAGUCCUGUAAAUGGUUAUCCACGUGUAUUUAAAUGUGAAAUAUACUGCAGGGGUAUCUUGAAUUUCAAUUGUGAUGCUUUCAACAGAACUUUGUGUGCCUUGAUAACUAAUUGUUGCUCUGUUGUGUUUACUGGUGUGUCCCCCCCUUUUUUUUUUUUCCUUUGGGCCAUCGCUUCUCGUCCUUUUUACCCCUUUAGGACAGCGUAACAUCAAGACGCUUUUCAACUGUUAAGAUUGCUCAAUAGAGGCAUAAACAGAACUCUUGCUGAUAGAUAUUUAUAUAUUUUGCAAAAAACAUUCUCAACAUCAGAUUUCUUAUAUCGUGCAGCUCCACCAGUGAAGUGUCACCUUGUUUGUCGUGUUUUACUGAAAAAAUCUUUGUCAUGCCUCAUGAGAUUUGUCCGCGUGAGGUAAAAAGGAUGGAGACAGCGACGAUUGUCGAGUUCUUUCUUUCUUUCUUGUGUUGAUGUGCUCGUCAACGAUACAGUUGCUGUGAAAUGCUUGAUCAGAAAGGGGCAACCAUGGACUUGUUAUAUUUGCCAAUAGUGAGCUUUAUCUUGUUUAAUCAGUUCGCUCACUUUUCCUAGUUUGCUUUCUAUUUCACACCUUCCAACAGUUCUGUUCUAUCGGUUUGUGUGUAGCUUCAGCUUAGUAUCUAGCCUUAAGACCCUGCAGUAGGGAUCAAGGUCAACCCCAGCGUGUUAUACAUCUGAAAUAUUAAAAUGUACUUUGCCUUUGUCUGGACAUUUGUAUACUCUUCUGUUUAUAUCUGUAAUCCUGCUGCUACAUUAAAAGAAUUAAUAAAAAUG